AUGGUCUUCGAUAUUGUGCAAAAGAAGGCCACCAGCUCGAGGUCUGGCUAUGUUGAGUUCGAUCUCGGUGAUGAAGACUUUGGCCAGAAGGGAAAAGUCUCCCGGAAAGAGAAGCAAAUCAAAGAGCGCGUGCGACGUGUCCUCACCGGCCCGCCUGCACGAGAUCUGUAUCUCGAAUGCCUUCAACUCAUACUGAGGGAACAGGUGAUGUGGUUGGUCGACGUCAAAGGUCACAAGGGAGAGCUCGAGACUGUAGUUCGCGACCUUUGGGAUCUUCGCACACGAGGAGCCGCGAGUGCUGUCGAGAACGACUCUGCUUCAGAGGCCGAGCUCUCCCUCUUCAGCUCCCAAAUCGACCUCUCGCAGGACGAGCAACUUAGCAAUCGCACACAGGGAGCACAGAACUGGACCACCGAGAGUGGGAGCGAGUGGCCCGCUCCGCGACUGAUGGAUACUCUGGCGCUCUGCUUUCUUGGGUGCAUGCUUCUCAGAAUGCCGACACGGACAGGAGAUUUGGCUAGGUGGGCGAGGGCGGGAAACAUUCCCUACAAGCAUAGUUAUCGAAAACUGCCCCAAGAGAUGCGUGACCGGUUACCAGCAUACUAUUCAACUGUAUUGAAAUCAGCACACUUGGCCAAAUUUGAUCAUGGGGAGCUGCAUGCUGCCGUACUGAGUCUCGCUCUGUCGUUUAAUUCCAACUACGGCAUAGUUUUCCCUCCCCUAAAUGACGUCCUGAUGACAUUGCAGUACGUCCGAGAGCUUGGACUGCCCAUUGAGACGAUAUCGGUUGCUCGCAGGAUACCACUCAUCGUCAACCUGCCGUAUGAAUUUCCAUUAGGCAAGUCUCGACUGAGACUUAUACACCAGCCUGAAAUUCUGCUUGUUGCCGUCAUUGUUCUCACGACCAUCCACUGCUUCCCCCUCGAGGAAUCCAAGUCACCGGUGCAAGAAGGAAAGCUUUUCUUGAUACCAGACUUCAAGUGGGAUGAGUGGCGGGCGUCCAUGGCGCCAGCAUUGGCCCCAGAAACUGUUCCCACCGCUGAUUACCUUGGUGUAACGGCUUCACACAUUACGUCGAUGGGGCAAACAGAGCUGGAUGAGUAUUUUACUCAGCUGUCAAUGCUCACAGACGCACAGUCGGAGGAUUCAGUGCUCGCCAGAUACUUUCCAGUUGAUGAACUGCCGCCCAAGCAGCCGCCAUCUGAGGCCCCUCAAGAUGAGAUAGAGGAAAGGCUACGCACAGUUCAAGGACGGGCUGCGUCGUUCGCCGUCCAUGAAACAAUGGAAGAGGAGGGUCUGAAGAAGAAUAGACAAUACUCCUACAGGUCCGAGGAUGAUCUGCCCCCUGCGGGUAGGGAUUUCUUCCGGCUUGCUGGUCGUCUCUCUGGUCUGUCAGUCGUUUGCCGCGAUCACCAGAACUUCUUCGGUAACAACAGCCAGUUCGCGAGAGGUCGGCAAGAUGCAGAUGUGAGCACCCCCGAAAACAAGAUUUACCCGCCGCGAUUCCCUCCUUCCGUGCGACGACCGCUAUCUCGAAAACGCCGAUGGACUGACGAUGGUGGCUACAGUUUCGUGAAGACCCUGACGGGUAAGACCAUUACCCUUGAGGUCGAGUCCUCCGACACGAUCGACAAUGUCAAGUCCAAGAUCCAGGACAAGGAGGGCAUCCCCCCCGACCAGCAGCGCUUGAUCUUCGCCGGCAAGCAGCUUGAGGACGGCCGCACCCUCUCCGACUACAACAUCCAGAAGGAGUCCACCCUCCACCUGGUCCUCCGCCUCCGCGGUGGUAUCAUCGAGCCCUCGCUCAAGGCUCUGGCCUCCAAGUUCAACUGCGACAAGAUGAUCUGCCGCAAGUGCUACGCUCGUCUCCCUCCCCGUGCGACCAACUGCCGUAAGCGCAAGUGCGGUCACACCAACCAGCUCCGCCCCAAGAAGAAGCUCAAAUAG
Molecule: messenger RNA, 1947 nt
Organism: Colletotrichum siamense
Lineage: Eukaryota; Fungi; Ascomycota; Sordariomycetes; Glomerellales; Glomerellaceae
Gene: crp-79
Product: Ubiquitin-60S ribosomal protein L40
Exons: 9
Coding region: 1-1947 (648 amino acids)
Biological process (GO): modification-dependent protein catabolic process; translation; protein ubiquitination
Cellular component (GO): nucleus; ribosome; cytoplasm
Molecular function (GO): ubiquitin protein ligase binding; structural constituent of ribosome; protein tag activity
Source: RefSeq, a predicted model, not a curated record